AUGGGCGACAGACCACCAGGAAACUGGCGAAUGCCGAGGCAUAUGCCGAGGCCAAUGCCACCACAGCAUAACUCUCAAGCGACCAACGUCAGCCAUCUGACAGAGAUGAGCCUGGCCAUUGCUACGCAAAACCGACAAAGUGCCGAGAUCAUUGAGCGCUUUUGUGCCAACAUGACCAACGAGUCACGACUAUUCAAUCGACGCGACAGUUGUCCCGAGUACAAUAACGACUAUGUCGAGCUUGACUUAGACCCAAACGACCCCUACGGGACAAACAGCAAUAACCAGGCCCCCUACGAGGGCGGAGGUAACAACCAGUCGGGAGCACCUAGAAGACCCAAGGACAAAAACCAAUAUGUCGAGUCCGACUUCAGCCCAAACAAUCCAUACGGGGCAGAGAACAUCAUCGAAGUCCCUGUUCAGGACAACCAAGCCCCUUACCAAGGCAACAGUCAGACCCUCUACGAGGGCGAAGGCAACAACCAGUUCAGUCAUGGAGACCAUGCGGAAGGAAGCAACAACCAGACCCCCUACGAGGGCAGAGGUAACAAUCAGACCCCUCCUCAGAACAACCAGGCCCCCAACGAGCCACAACGACGACAAUGGCGCAUUCGACGCGAGUAUAUCGAGCCCCUCCCCGAGCCCGGCUUUGAUGACGUCGACAACCCCUACGAGGCCGAGAACAACCAGGCACCCUACGAGGGCGGAGGCAACAACCAGACCCCCUACGGGGGCGGGGGCAGCAGCGAGGCUAUAGCCCAAGCAGAGACAAGCAACCAAGGGAAAGAGCUGUUACCAAACAUGAGAGAAAGAGAAAGAGAUUCUCAAGACUCGCAGCCCCGCAACGACCGCAGUCGCUCGCCGCCACCGCAGCGAGAGAGAGAAUGCCAUCGCCCACGCGCGAUGAUACAGCCAAAGAAGCGACGAGGGUAA
Molecule: messenger RNA, 933 nt
Organism: Colletotrichum costaricense
Lineage: Eukaryota; Fungi; Ascomycota; Sordariomycetes; Glomerellales; Glomerellaceae
Exons: 1
Coding region: 1-933 (310 amino acids)
Source: RefSeq, a predicted model, not a curated record